Messenger RNA from Chara braunii, 1055 nucleotides. Lineage: Eukaryota; Viridiplantae; Streptophyta; Charophyceae; Charales; Characeae. The record is from the annotation of a GenBank genome assembly.
GCGAAAAGCUUCCUCCUGCAUCCGUGCAGCCAACAGACUGUCCUGCAGGCGGCUAUCGUUGUUAGGCACGCAGGGGGAGCAAGAAGAAGUCACCAUGGCCGACGCAGAGCUCUUGGAACAUUGUGGAUCGGAGUCACAAAGCUCGGAGGUGCCAGAGAAGCCGCCAUUGCCGGAGCUGUCAGUAUCCAUAGCCACUGGCAGAGUUGGCGAUGGCGGCGAAGCGGACGAAGCUCUGCUGAUACCGACGAAGCUGGCGAUGGAGGUGAAGCUGGUGAAGCUGACAAGGCUCUGGCGAAGCUGGCGAAGCUGGCGGAACAUCGCCAGCGAUACCGUGGCGAUGCUGGCGAAGCUGGCAAGGCUGGCCAAGCUGGCGAUGCUGGCGAUGUUGGCGAAGCUGGCGAUGUUGGCGAAGCUGGCGAUGUUGGCGAAGCUGGCGAUCCUGGUAAUGCUAGCGAUACUGGCGGUACUGGGGAUUCUGGCGAUAUUGUGGCGAUUCUGGCGAUACUGUGGCGAUACUGUGGAGAUACUGUGGAGAUACUGUGGCGAUGCUGGCGAAGCUGGCGAUACUGUGGCGAUUCUGGCGAUACUGUGGAGAUACUGUGGCGAUUCUGGUGAUACUGUGGAGAUACUGUGGCGAUUCUGGCGAUACUGUGGAGAUACUGUGGCGAUUCUGGCGAUACUGUGGCAAUACUGUGGAUACUGUGGCGAUGCUGGCGAAGCUGGCGAUGUUGGCGAUGUUGGCGAAGCUGGCUAUGCUGGCAAAAUCCUGGCAAUGCUAACGAUGCUGGGCGUGCUGGGGAUACUGGCGAUUUGCUGGCAAUGCUGGCGACGCUGGCGAUACUGUGGCGAUGCUGUGGCGAUACUGGGGAUGCUGUGGCGAUGCUGGCGAGUCGCCCCACCGACCCUACCAGGGCAGUUUCGAGAACGACUCGGCGUAGCGAAGAUAGCCAAGAGUUGCCGUUAACUCAUCAAUUGAUUGGUGGGUUGAUGGGUUGGGUUAACCCAUUGAUGGGUAACGGAGAGGCACUGGGAGAGAAUAAAAACCCUGUGGCCAU